AGGAGGAGUAGCACAUGCGACCCAGCUGUAAGGGGGCCUGCAGAAACCAAAACAUUCAUUACAUUCCUGUUUAUUCCCAUGAGCCAGAGGCACUUCUGAAUGCUUCACUGACAGGCAACAUGGAGUUCCUGCAGUGGGAUUGUCAUGAAGUUGCAAGAUGGAUUGAGUCUUUAGGAUUCCCGCAAUACAAAGCCUGUUUCACAGAGAACUUCGUUACUGGAAGAAAACUCAUUUAUGUGAACUGUAUCUACCUGCCCAGACUUGGAAUCACAGAUUUCAAAGACAUGCAGGUCAUCUCUGCUGCUGUACGUGAGCUGCUGGGGAUCACAGAGACCCUGUGGAGUCGCAGCAUUGCCGACCCUCCGAGGGACUCUGUGGGCCUUUACCUGGAGCUGAAGAGCCGGACAGGUGUGCAGGCGGACAGACUCACCUACCAGCAGUUCCUGGAUGGCAGCCGUCAGUGACAGAGCGGCAGCCCAGUGUGAAUCACAACAGCAAAGGAAGCACAAAAAAAAAAAAAAUCAAGACAUGUCGGUGUCAUUUCAUACCGCCAACUGUCAGCUCAGGAUGACUCUGAUGAGACACUCACAGGAGGUCGCAGGCAGGCCUUGGCAUUCACACUUCCCACCACCAAAAUGCUAGUAUGUUGUAGCAGAAUCACUUAUUGUACCGGGUUUUUACUGCAGGCUGCUGGCGUGUGUUCAUUCUGAAAACCGCUUGAAGGGGAAAUGAAUUGAUGAAGAUCUCCUAACUGCUGGGUGACAAAGUGCAACAAGGUUUUAAUGCACUGAUGAGCCACAGCAUUAAAACCAUCCACUUAAUAACAUGUAGACCCUCUCGGCGCCACCAAAUCAGCUCUGACCUGCCGAUGUAUGGACAAGGGGCCUCUGGGGGAGUCCUGAGACAUCAGAAACGGAUCCUCAGGCUUGUUCUGGAGCAACCCCUGAAUGCUUGAUUGGAUUAGAGGAUCUGGGGAGUUUGGAGGCCAGACUCUGAGCUGUGUAUCUUGUUCCUUGAGUUAUUCCUGAGCAGUUUUUACCACUGACUGCACAUAAAUAUGGACAAACCCACCAUGUCAUCACCUAGAGGUUUCCUGAACAGCGGUAUGGAUGGAUGGAUGGAUGGAUGGAUGGAUGGAUGGAUGGAUGGAUGGAUGGAUAGAUAGAUGGAUAGAUGGAUGGAUGGAUAGAUGGAUAGAUGGAUAGAUACUUUAUUAUUCCUGAGGGAAAUUCAAACCUGUUUUUCUACCAUCCAAAAGAUGAUUGCAUAUGGGCAGGUAUGGAUCUCCUCCACCUUCUAGUAGCUCAGUGAGCCCAUAUUAUGCUAUUUAAUCGCAAUUGAGCAAUGAUUUGCUUGAAAAAGAGUCCACAGUUAAAGAUCGGAGGCGGUGCAAGAGGUAAGAUAGAACUUUAAUUGCAAAUUAAAUUCUUGAAGUAAAGGAGCCACCUUUACCCGGCAGGAAUGAGGUGUAGUCCCAUUUUAGACAAUAAUUACAGAUUUAUUUUUCAACUUAAGUCUUGUUUUGAGUUUCACUUACUGUGUUUCAGUCUGUGUUUGGCACCAAAAAUACUUGGCUAGUUUGAGAAAAGGAUCAUAAUUUGGGUUUAGACGGACUACAUUUAGUCUAGUGUUCACUUGUUCACACAACUGCAAAAGGUCAGCAACAUUAUUAGGGCUGUUUUCUGUAAUAGCACCUGAUCCAGACAAAAUAAUGUUUGGAUCAGGUGCCUACUGAUUCCCAGAUAAUCCAAAAUAAGCAAAUAUGUUGAAUCACGGACUGUCCCAUGAGUGACUACACUCAUAAUUAUCCAUAAUACAAUUUAAACAGUUGAGUUAUAAAAAAAUCAAUGGUCAUGAAUAAUUCAAUUAGCUAUAGAGACCAAAACGAUUGUUUGUGCCAGGUUGUAAACAUGUUUAUCUCUGCUGUAGAGUUGUACAUUUUAACAUAAAGGUCUAUGGGGACUGACUCACUUUUGGGGGCAGCCUCAAGUGGACAUCUGAGGAACUGCAGUUUUUUGUACCCAAAGCUAUUCCCAGCAGAACAUUGUACUGAAAUGAGAUAAUCAAUGUUAUUCACUGUUAUUUAGGCUUUAUAUUGUGGUUAACUGAUGUACAUGUGUGUCACUUUGUGCACAACAACAACAUACGGUCAUCUGUUCACAGAUUA
This is a messenger RNA of Acanthochromis polyacanthus (spiny chromis), 2167 nucleotides long. Its product is annotated as sterile alpha motif domain-containing protein 15. The transcript has 4 exons. Lineage: Eukaryota; Metazoa; Chordata; Actinopteri; Pomacentridae. Gene Ontology annotation, molecular function: protein binding. The coding region runs from base 15 to 464 and encodes 149 amino acids. The record is from RefSeq and is a predicted model, not a curated record.